Paramuricea clavata is the source of this 8524-nucleotide messenger RNA. NCBI's taxonomy places the organism in Eukaryota, Metazoa, Cnidaria, Anthozoa, Malacalcyonacea, Plexauridae. The record is from the annotation of a GenBank genome assembly.
UUCAGUUUACAAAUGAUAGCGCACGUAGAGACAAGGAAACAACACAAGAGGAAAACGUUGAACAUGGCGUCCGUACUUCAAGCUUUGUGCAUGCUUUUCAUACUCGCCGCCAGUUGUGGAGGUAGGGAUGACCAUUGCUAAUGUGUGUGAUACACGUCUUUUGUUAAUGUUGAUGUCAUAUACUGUAUUCUGCACAGUUUGCGCAUGAAUAGAUGAAUAUAUAAUAAUGUCUGUCACUCUGUCGUCGUCUGUUGUAUAUUUCAAGCUCUAUUCUGUAUUGUUGAGAAAUAGAAAUGGCCGUGCCUCGUUCCGUCAUCGCUACAACAUUAGAAACGCAUGUAAAACACUUGCUUUGGUCGCGCGCCAGAAAUAUGACGGGAUUUAGUUUAAUGCGCAAAGCUGCAGUGAGACGAACAAAGGAGAGUCGGCCGAACUUACUAUAGUUAUCUUUCUUUGUGUAAACAUGGGUAUUAUAGUAAUGCGAAAACCUAGUUGAAUGUGUGUGUUGUCCCUUUCAUAUUUUGCUUACUGAUUUAGUCCCAGUAUCUAAGUUCGUACUCGUAUAAAUUUAGAAUAUAUAUAAUUUGCGCAAUAUGAUACAUCGCUCACUGUGACUGUGACUGUGACUGUGACUAUGGCGUGAGUUUAUUUUAGCAAAGUUAAGAACAGUAAACCACCAAUGCUUGAAAUUUGUAAAACGUUUUAAAGAUCGUAUCAAGGAAAGGUUUUGAAAUAAAACAACGUGGUCUCUGGCAUGUAAAGGUGACAAUAUUUCAAUGGCCACCAGCUGUCGUCGCUCCAGUAUGUAGAUGGCCACGAUAAUUGUUUUCCGGAGACCAUUUGGAAUGAUUUGAAAAGAAAUUAAGUAGUUGGCGUCAGAAUUUCCAAUGUCUCAUGAUCUAACUUUGCAUUCAUUGCCUGUGACCACAAAGAUAAGAAAUGUUCUUUGCGACCUUGACAGAAAUUUGAGCUUAUCUUCGCAUUGUUUAUAGCAGCUUCGAUUGUUUCCACGUGGUGAAGUUUCGUAUUGCCAGAUGGCCUUAUCGGUUAAAAUUUAGCCAUCGGAAAAAAUCCAUUAGUCUAAUUUUAUUCCUUUAUCGUCUUAACUUAGGUGACUAUUUUAAUCAUGUACUGCGGUGUCAUUUUACAGCCAUUUCAGUUCUUUAUUCAUUUCUUCACUUAUUACCUGCAGACAUCAGGUCUGACUCAUGCCUUCAUUGCGGUAUCCAAUGAGGAGUUAUUAUAUAGGGAAGUAAUUAUUUGUUUGCAUAGGGAAGAAAUAAUUUAUUUCCCAACAAGGUGAAGAAUGUUUUCAUUAUCACUAAAGAGUGUAGUUUGUUUACAUAAUUGAUUUGAUAGAACAAUUAAUUGGUUAUUUUUCCUCUAAUAUUCCGCAUAGUUCUCUGUCUUUAAUAACGUGAUGUUUUAGACGAGAUGGCGAGCCGCAUGCAAGGUUACACGUCAUCUCGAAGAUGAACUGAUAACUACUAAAUGAAAAAAAGCACAUGAAUGAGUACCAAUGACAUUUUAUGACGCAUGGUAAUGAUAACACAAUAUGAUAAUACAUUGAAUGCUGUUUUCGAAAGUUUACGGUAUGAAAGAGUUUCUCGAGGAGUUUCUGACAACAGUUAGCCCUGAAAUAUCAAUUUUGAAGACAGGCAUUCACUUGUGAUGUGAAUGCCACUCAUCACUAAGUCAUCAGUGGUGUGCGAGUUGCGGAAUUGACAACUGUUGGCAAUAAUUUGUGCAUAUCAUUAUAUGCAACUCAUUAGUUCAAUCAGCGAUAAAAUAAACCAUGUCCGUUCAACACUUCCGACAACAAUUUCCCACGAAGUUGGCGAUUCCCAUCAAGUAAUAUAAUACAGUCAGUGGUCAUCCACAUCAAAGGUGUAACCAGGUUUUCCAGUCCAAGGGGUGGGGGUGGGGGUCCACAGACACAGCAUGGUUCAACGCGCAUGUUUAUAAAAUCUGUUAGAAACUCCCAAUAUAUGCAUUCAAUGUAACUAAUUUACCACAUUUAUUUGGUAGCAGAGUCAUGGAUCACACUUCAUUGAAUUACCAAACAACCUGAUACACUGGUUUAAAAUGUGACUAAAUAAAAAUUUCUAACCUGAAAUAAUUAAUACAUUAUAUAAACAUAUGUUUUAUGACGAUGGAUUAAAUUUGGGAGAAUUAUCAGCAGGCGGCGGCCCCACUCUGACUUAAACUACUGAUCCAUUCGAGAGAUUUUGAGGAUGUUCCAUCGGAUCAUGACGGGAUUAAUUUCAAAAAGGUGCCUAAACCUAAGAAAGAUGGUUUCGAUGAUUACUUUUCAAUGAUUUCUUUUAACAAAUUAAUUUUAUUAUAAAUUUUCGAACAUAUCUUAACCUUUUACUAUAGACAGUCGCCGCAAUGCCGCACUCGGAUUUGAAAUAAUUUGAGGGCGAAAAACGUUGAAAUAUGAGUAUCUAUAUACUGUAUAGAGAGCAAAAUGAAGGCCAAUUUCUACGAUGCUCCUAAAGUCCUAAUCAUAUUUACUCUGUAGUAUUAAUACAAAUACUCUUUAAUUUCAAUGCUAUUGAUUUGACUUUGUGCUGCAUGCGCUCAGAUAAUUUCAAUUGCAACAUAAAAGGGUCUUGAAAGGGUAGAAUGAGAACUUGAAAUUGUCUUUUUUGGACUGGGAAAGUGAGAUUUACUGAACUGGGAUUUAACCACUGGGAAAGGGAUAAAAAAAUUUGGAAAUGGGAAUGAGAUUUCUCUACUUGAAUGGCCUCCGACUCUAUUAUUCGAUACAACUGCUUAAAGUCCUUUAAUUAAUAAUCCUAUUUUUUUAAUAAAAAUAAUAAAAUUCUGUAAUAGUAGACCUUAGAAAAACACAUCGAAACACAUUUUUCGCCAGAUCUCGCCUUCUUGAGCAAGCCUAGCCACCGCGUUCUUACAAUGUUUUUAAUUCAUUAUAUACAUAAUUUUUUUUAAUAUCCACUAUAUGGAUGAGAUUUUAGAUUUCGUAUAACUGGGAUUUGGACCGAAAUUUAUAGGCUGGGCAAAUAAGGUUGGGAACUGGGAUUUGGACGAGUCACGACCCUUACAUAAAAAUAACAAAUAAAAUUAUUUCAAUUUUGCUGGAUAAAAUAAAUUUUCCAUGUUCAUAAUAAUAAAAAUAAGUUCCAUGUUCCAAAAUGCUCAAUACUACUUAUUGGGAUGGUAAAAUAUUAUGAAGUAAAGGUCGAUGUAUACUACUUAUUGGGAUGGUAAAAUAUUAUGAAGUAAAGGUCGAUGUACACUACACAACUUUUGCCUAAAACUGUCACAUGUAACCAUUGAACUAUAAAUAAACUGGAAGGCUAACUGCUAUGAUGAAGGCCUAUGAUUUGAUGAAGCCGACAUAGUUUUUCUGAGUUAUGAGCAGAAAUACUUGACCCCAAACGUUGGGCUAUAUAUCAAAUUGAAGCUAUUGAAAAUUGCUAUUCGGUGUGGAAAUUUCAAGACUUCAGGAAAAGAAAAAAUAUUUAAAAAAUACAAAAACAACUGCAAAACGGCAAAUUUUCGGUAAUUAUGUUUGUAAUUUUUCAAUAUUUCCCUUUUAGCUAAAGUCUUGAAACUUCUCUAAAAAUACAAUAGCUUCAAAUUUGAUAUGGACUUCUCCGUCAGUAUGACGAAUAUUGCGUGGACUUCUGUGUAGUAUUCCGUGUACAUCAAGCACAUAACUCAGUGCUUGACUUACACAGUACAACUCGAGUUGUAAGCAGGGGUUGCAUGCGACAGUUUUAGGCAUAAGUUAUGUAUUGUAAAUCGGCCUUAAGUUGGUGUGUAAAAAUAGCUUGAUAGAAACCACAUUUUUUGUACAUUUUAGGAAACAAACAAACCCCUAAACAAAGAUAUCUGUUCGUAUCAUACGGUCAUUCCGUUCAAAUCGAUUGUUCUCUGAGCGAAUCUGAUGUUAAUGUGACGUUGUAUCUUAAACGAUUCAGCACACAACCCACCAAAGUUGUCAUUGACAAUGUGAAAUGGAGACAGAGGAAAGGCGUUUUUACCAUGACAGUAACACAACCAUUAGAUGGUGGAGAAUAUAUAUGUAAAGCAAUCAAUAUAACUGGGCAUGAGAGAAUUACGAAGGAACUAACAGUCAUUCCGAUAGCUGCACCGACAAAUGGUAAGUGAAGAUCGUAACUGACUGUUUAGUUAGUUUUCCCAAACAUUUCUUACAAAUCUUUCAAAACUUAAAAUUUACCUAUGCAAAAUUCGUACUGUGAUUACAGAAAACCAUCUUUUAAGAAAGAAGGGUACUUUAGUUAGAAAAGAAACUCUGAUCGCGCACGCAGUUCGCGCUUAAAUAUUUCAACUUUCAAGAAAAGUCACAUGCAUACAGAGUAGUACAUGUCUGCCUCGAGCGAGUUGCUUUGUAAAGAAGACAGUCUCUCGGUACUACUCUUCUGUGAGGCGCAUUCUCUCACUCAACGACAAAUAAUUUCGCGCUAUAGGAAUCGGGAAUAACCGUUGACCAUGCAUAUGAGCCGCCUGCGUAACGAAUCUCUUAGGAUUUGAACAGCAUAUAAGAAGACCUGCUUAAUAUUGCCCAGGCUUGCGUUUAGAUAUUUUCCCUGUGACUGCUUGCAUAUUUAUCGGUAUUUUACUUGUCUAAUAAAACAAUGUGAAAUCAAAAAUAUUUAUUGGAUAAUGUUCCUUACACCAGGAUGCAAGGAAGUGUUAUCAGCCUUAUAUACUUACAACAUUCGUUUUAUUUUAUCGAUAUAUUAACCUAAUAUCUCGUCCUAAAUCGCUUAUUUAUCUAAAAUAAUAUCCUUUUCAUACCAUAACUGUACGUAGGACGUCACUUUAUAAUAUUCAUCUUGACAGUUGCAGGGCGUCAUAAUUUUCCCCGUUAUAUUUACACCAUCAGGUGUGCUCGCAACAAGCUUGUAGCACGUUGUAACAAGGUUGGCUUCCACUUUAUGAAGUUGCCAUUUUUAUUAACAGAUAAACUCAAGGUAGAAGUCAAACCACCAAGUCUGUCGUUACAAUAUGAAGAUAAUGCAAACAUAAGUUGCAGUGCUUUGGGCAAGAGAAAACUCAAGUGGUACAAAAUUGGUUUAGGUGAACAAAUGACAGCUGUGGAUAAGAAGGAUUUAAUAAAUGAUGAUCAUUAUGAUACAGAUGGUGGAUCCCGGAUAUACCACAGCAGACUUAUCUUGUCAAUCAAAGACGCAACCAAGAAGCAUGCUGGGAGAUACAAAUGUGUUGCCAAAUCAAAUAAUCAGAAACGUGAGGAAUUCGUUGUGAUCAGCGUAAGAGGUGAAUUAAAAUGUAGUAAUACAAUUACAAGGAGAAACGUCCAAAGGAGAGCUAGUCAAGAAUUCGCUAAUAUAUACUAGGACCAUUGUUUAAAACUAGAACCAGCCGACAACUUAAGGAAAUAAAGUAUAAAACAAAAGCUGAAAAAUGAAAACAGGAUAUGGAAACAAGACACAAACUUAAAUGGUUAUAUUUUCAUCCUAUUACAUGGUGAUUCUGUAUAUAAACAGAGCUGCUGUGGGAUAUACUCAUUGAAUUUCAAUCGGAAAAUGACAUCAGUCCGAACACAAUUGACGACAAAUAGAGAGUUCCAUAGGAAAUAUAUUAUUCCCUGCAUGCAAAUUGCAGAUUAUGGCAUGCGUUUGAAAAGAAAACACAUGAAUUUCAUUCCUUUUUCUUAUUAAAAAUGAUCAAAUAAAAAUGACAUAAUUUUAUCCUUUCAUUUAACAGAUCCCAAAAAGCCAAGUAUACGUAACUUUCCACCGGUGGUGAUAGCAAGUGAAGGUAUCACUAUCACGUUAAAAUGCAAAACUAAGGGAAGUCCCAGACCUAAAAUCACGUGGUACAAAGACGACGAACUUUUGGGUAUUUGUGAGGGCGGGAAUUCACGAAAAUGCCAAUCCUUUACGAAAAUUAAGAGUGACUUCAAGAAGAACUCCAUAACACUGUAUCAGUUAUCGUACACAAGAAACAACGGAAAAUACACUUGUGAAGUUGAGAAUUUUAUGGGAAAAUUUAGUUCGUCAGCGAGAAUGACUAUUUUCAGUAAGUAUGCGUUCCACUAGAGUAUUUGCUAAAAUCCCAUAGUACAAAGACGACGAACUUUUGGGUAUUUGUGAGGGCGGGAAUUCACGAAAAUGCCAAUCCUUUACGAAAAUUAAGAGUGACUUCAAGAAGAACUCCAUAACACUGUAUCAGUUAUCGUACACAAGAAACAACGGAAAAUACACUUGUGAAGUUGAGAAUUUUAUGGGAAAAUUUAGUUCGUCAGCGAGAAUGACUAUUUUCAGUAAGUAUGCGUUCACUAACUGUAUUUGUUUUACCCAUAGUCAUAUGAGGAAAUUUGCAUAAAAUUUCUCGUCGUAGUGGUCUUUUUAGUAUCCUUGAUUGUGGGGGCAGCUGCCCCAACAAGAUUACAAAGUCAAAAAGUCGGGCAAAUGUUCAACAAAAGUCGGGCAAAAGUCGGGCAAAAAGUAAUCAAAACAAGAAAAUCUCUCUUAAUAAUAACCGCAGUUUGUUGGGCAAACAAAGCCAGUUGGGCAAUAUUCGCUUCACAGUCGGGCAAUAUUUGGUUAUUAUAAAAAUAAAUGGGACAAAUUCUGUAAAUUUUGUGGGAAAUUAUGUUAAAUUUUUGAUUUUUGAGAAAAUUUGUUUGAUUUUCCGAAAAAUUUUGGUAUGUCCGAAAAAUUUUUGGCCCCCUAAAAUGGUACACUGACCGAAAUUUUUUUGACGACGGGGGGGGGGGAUUUUUUCGGCACUUGUCGGGCACAAUCCGAAAAAGUCGGGCAAAUUUCUUUCUGCCCCCCCUAAUUUUUCCUUCCCGUACGCCUAUGUGUGCAUUUGUGGAUGAUGACGCGAGAGGCACUUUAUGAGUUAGCACGCUGCUAAAUAUCCGGGCAUUGAUGAACCAGGUGGCUGGGGAAACCGGAAAGGUCUUACUUUACAUUUUCCUUGGGGGAUGCUAUACUACCGAUAUGAAUGUUACACUAAUAUGCAAUAGAGAUACUUUAAGAUUUGAAGACAAAUAUUGCAUUUUGCUACUUCUCUCUUAUUUAGUAUUUAUAGAUGUUGACUGAUUUAUCUCUUUACAGGCAAGCCAGUUUUGUCCAAACGUUCCGAUACAAACCAUAACAAAGUUGUACCAGUCCAAUACACACGAAAGCCAGCAGCUAUACUGCAGUGUAAUCUAAUCAGCGGUGAUCCAAAACCUGAGAUAACCUGGGAGUUUCAGUCUUCCAACUGUCUGAAGAACACAUUUGCAUGCAGGCCGAGUGGCGAGUGGAAGAAAUUUGAUAAUGGUCUAAAGGAAAAGGAACAGUUUGUCGUUGCACCGCCAUUUGGACCUGGGUUCUACCGAUGUGUGGCAACAAACAUGGUGGGCAGGGAUCAGCAAAUAUUUGCUGUGAGGAAGUUGCCCAAUGGCUCUUCUCGGCGCCGUAGGUUUCGCUAGAUAUGUACCCCCAUUCUAAUAUCUAGAUUCAGCUCAGUUUACUAAGGGUGGAACAGUAGAUACGUCACAUACACAACUGAUAUAUCAAGCCACAUAUACACUUUAUGUUCACCUAUAUACACCUCGCACAGUUUACCAUUCUAACGUCCUGAUGAACAAUUACAGUAAACCUUAAAUUGUAAAAUAUAACAGAACUUGUUUGUGCCUUUUUGCAUUAUUUGAAAUGACAGUAAUUCGAUCACGAUUACGCAAUAUCAACCAAUUUAAGUUCCAGUUAGUCAUUUCACCCUGCACCAGGACCUGAUUGUCUUGUGUGCAAUCCAACGUCUAUAAUGAUAACGUUUAACAUAGGGUUUACUCGUGUAUACCUUCAAACAUUUCGAACGUUCUGUCAUAUACAACACCAUUAGAUUCUAUAAGCAUUAUUUUAAGAAAUGUUUGUAUUACGCAGGUAUAAGGUGAUGAAUUGUAGUAAUAAUAAUAUAUUCAUAAAAGACGAGAAGAUUAUAUAAGAGACAAAUUGUUGAAACGUCAUAUAUUUUAUUAUUUGUAAAUAUUACGGAAAUAUACUUAGGGUUAGAACUGGUUAGAAUAUUAAUUAUAUAAUGGAACAUAUAUGUUUAGAUAUUAUUUAUGGUCUUGAAAAUUGCACAUCUCAUUAAAUAUAGACUAUAUAUAGUGAGGUUUUUACAGCGUCGCAAGAUUAAAAAUAACAGUCAUGUGCCAUUAAGAAAUGCCACUUUACUGUUAUAUCUACGCCAUGUCUUUUUAUUAACUCAAGUUUGUAUGGAGGUUAUAGGUCUGGGUAGGAAAUUGGUAUAGCCAUGGAAAUUGAAAGUUUCAAGGUCGUAUUUACACUGCAUGCAAGUCUGGCUUUGAGUUUAGCCCAAUUUGGCUAAUUCUGAUUGGCUAUGUAAACCUCUAGGGUUAGGGUUAGGGUUAGGGACCAAUCUGUGAGGAAAAAACAGUCAAGAUACCGUUUCCAACAAGAGCAAAUAAGAGCGAAUCUCUGAAAAAUCGAUAAAAUCAAAGACUGUAAAUUUUGUAAAUUUGGCACUGAAUAAAAGAUCUAAUGACUUUGGA